Molecule: messenger RNA, 3426 nt
Organism: Cadophora gregata
Lineage: Eukaryota; Fungi; Ascomycota; Leotiomycetes; Helotiales; Ploettnerulaceae
Exons: 3
Coding region: 384-3107 (907 amino acids)
Molecular function (GO): protein binding
Source: RefSeq, a predicted model, not a curated record
GUUCUUGGUCCUUCCCCGGCCAAUGGUCUGAAUGCAGCCAAAUGGAUCUCCAACAACCCCAGAAAAAGGUUCCUGAUCGAGAAGUCUCCGAGCCGCCUCUUACUGUAAAACAUGACAUUAUUAGCCCCUGCCAGCCUGCCAGCCUGCCAGUCGCAGGGAUGGACAAGGGCUGGAUAAUAGACCGAUGAUGUAAGGUCCAGCCAGCUUGAUUGUGGCAACCAUCCAGCAAGUGCUGGCAGGGCUGUGAAGCUGGAUCAGGUGAGAACGUUUGAAGCUUUGUUUCGUGGGGAGCACUUUCAAACUUCUUAUUUCUGCAAUUGAUCAAAUGCUUAUAUCUAUCUUUGUCGCUACUUUUGGCUGUUGAUCGUUGCUGGACCGCGACCAUGGACUCGUUCUCCCACGAUAUUGUCCCGCAAGGAUCUCCUGAGCGGGGGAGACUUGGACGCCCUUCAUUCAGUUCGCAGAAGACGGCAGAUCGGUUGCGCGAGUGCGAACGCAGACCCUCGAUAGCAACUAUUUCGAAGAUUAAACCACAGAGGCGCUCGGUAUUCAGAGAGGAGGGGCUGGAUGAUCUGAGCAACAGCGUGUAUAAGGACGGCCCGGAUAUUGACCUGGGAUCUUUACAUGAGGGUGAUGAAGAUGGCUUCACGAUGGAGGCGGAUGGAGACAAGAAUGGAGGUGUCGUAAAGGAAAGCAGGUACGACCAGAAUUGUGUGAAGGAUGGAGGUGCAGGACAGCCGUGGUAUUCGAAACUUUCGAGGGGAUCUAGACCGGUUAUCAAGAGCUCUGCAACUGCUCCUCCUGGGUCAUUUUCUUCUAUCCCUAGAGUGGCAUUAAUCGUUUUCUUGGUCGCGGUUGUGGUGCCUGGAUUUCGCUAUGGCGGGGGAGAAGAUAAGGUCAAUAUUGGGGGAGUAGACGCUGGUGUAAUCAGGACGGCGGAAUUGGUGGAAAACGCGUCGACAAUUGAAGGAAGAGCAGAUAGUCCUACUUCUACGUGUACAAGAUGGGCGGCACAGAUUGCGAAUGUGAAUGGGACAGUAUAUAUCUAUGGCGGUCAAGCAAAAUCAGCAAGUGGCCAGACAACAGACACAUGGAGUAAGCAAUUUAAUAUGCAUACAUCCUUAUUGGUACUAACUCUUCCAGACAAUAAUUUCCUCACAUUAGACCUGACUAAGUCCUGGUCCAGGGAUGAGCCUGAAUUGAAAGGGCUUCCUCAGCCAUCAGGCCCUCCAGCCGUUGCUAUGGGCUCUUUAUGGAACUCUUACACCUCACUCUUCCUCUAUGGAGGACAAUUCUCCGACAAUCCUCCAGAAGCGCCACUUCCUGUCUCCACUUGGGAAUAUGAUAUCAAUGCCGCCAAGUGGAUAGAAUGGAACAACCCACGUACGUCUACUGGAAACCACUCUGAAGCUGGUGACAUGCCUGUCCAAAGGUCUGCCGAAGGAGCCGGUCUGAGUGUGCCUGAGUUGGGGAAGAGUUGGUACUUUGGUGGCCAUCUGGAUAUGUAUACCACGGAGGGUUGGUCGAACCAGGUUGCUAGGGUUUAUCUUAGGAGUAUGUUGGAGUUUACGCAUCCCGGAUAUGCAAAUAGUGGCAUCGACUCCUUAGGAACGACUAAGGCUGCCCCUCAAGGGGGAGCUUACCGAAACAUCACCGAAGGCGGUUUACAAGACUCGGCCGGCUUCACGGAACGGGCAGAUGGUGUGCUGGUAUAUAUCCCAGGGUGGGGAGAUGAGGGAAUUGUAUUGGGUUUGGCAGGUGGCACAAACGCAACCUUUACCGAGAUGGACACAAUUGACAUAUACGACGUGGCGAACAGUACGUGGUACAAACAAGCUACUUCGGGUGAAAGCCCACCCAUACGAGUCAACCCCUGUGUCGGUGUUGUAGCUGCACCAGAUGGAACCUCAUUCCAGGUGCACCUAUAUGGUGGACAAAAUCUCAUUCCCUUUGGAAGUCAGAUUCAGUACUCUGACAUGUGGAUCCUGACAAUCCCCUCGUUCACUUGGAUUCAAGUUCCUAUGGACGGACAAUCUCAACCUGCAGCUCGAGCAGGCCACCAAUGCACCAUGUGGGAUAGCCAAAUGGUUGUAAUAGGCGGCUAUGUCGGCAAAGACAUCUCAUGCGAUAGCCCCGGCAUAUUCGUCUUCAAUACUUCCUCCCUUGAAUGGCAGAACAAUUUCAUCUCGUUAUCACCCUCUUCGUCCGACUCCUCGGACACACCUGGUACAUCAGGCUCUGGAUCUUUCAGCGAAGACAACGGGUAUGGAUAUUCGAUCAUCCAAGGAUCCAGGGGAUAUCAAGUCCCAGCCCUAGUGCAAUCUGUCAUUGGUGGGGGCUCUCAAGGAGGAGCAACAGCCACCUCCCCAGCUGUAGGUGCUGCAACAGCAGGUCCUAUUGCAACCGGGAAGCCACCAACAUUCACAGUCACUCAGUCUGGUUCAAUCGUGACCCAGACUGCAUCCCCCGGAUCAGGCAGCGGAUCCUCCAAUGGAGCAAAACCCGAGAAAUCAGGAACCAAUGUAGGUGCUGUAGUAGCAGGUGUUAUUGCAGGUCUCCUCGCUAUCCUAGCAGCCUAUCUCGCCUUUUGUUCUUGGCUGUACAGGAAGCAACUGAAGCUAUACAAAAACCACGUUGCCAUGGCACAGCGCACUGCGUUUACCAACAGUCCGGAGAACGCGAUGUACAGCUCUGACGCUGGCUCCGACAGGCUUGCCGCUGUGAGGAGUCAUGAGAAACCGCACGGUGUGGUCUUGGGACCUUUCGGAACAGAGAUCGGCGGCAGCGGUACACCGGGCUCGAGUGUAGGUCGCUCCUCAACGGGCUCAAGACUCACCCCUGGAAGCGGCAUGCAGGAAAGUAGUAGUGGUCAAGGCAGCUACGGAUACGGUGGAGGCGUCAUGCCUGGUGGUCGAUACGGCAGGAUGAGCGAAGGCGAUGAAGGAGUAGAGUACCUGGGUGCGACCGACCCUGGGAGUUAUGGUCGGCCUGGGGGUAGUCUGACUGCGAAUUCUAGUGUGGAAGAUCUACUUGGUGGGCAGGAACCGAGUUUCUUCUCCGUGGUGUUGAACCCGAGGCGGACGCUGAGGGUUGUGAAUCUGGAUUAAGGCGAAGGAAAUGCCGAGCUAGACAAUGUGAAUAGCAUGAGAGAUCUAGUGUGGGUACACGACAUCUUCAUUUGGAGUUUCGGAUUGGAUAUAUAUUUCUUGGUUGGUAUAUAGGUAUAGGGUGGAAAUCUGGGAGCAAGGCAACGGACGAUUCGUCGUCAUUGGAUUGGAAACAAUGAUAUGAUACCCUGUCGUAAUGUCUAAGCACAUGAAAAAACAUCACGCUAUUAGCUAAGAGUAGAGAAGAGAAGGAUUAGAAAAUGAGAAGUACAUAAUUGUAAUUGCUCUGUGAGUGUUUGCCAAUUGCUUCUGACUCGGC